Molecule: messenger RNA, 675 nt
Organism: Paramecium tetraurelia
Lineage: Eukaryota; Ciliophora; Oligohymenophorea; Peniculida; Parameciidae
Exons: 3
Source: RefSeq, a predicted model, not a curated record
AUGAAGAAUUAAAGAUAUGAUUAAGUUCGUAAGUUUUAGAGUGAUCAAAUUUUGAUUGAUUUGUCUAUUUUGGAGAGUGACAUUGAAUCUCAUUUGAUUUAAUUUGAAUAGAUACGAAAGUGGGAAGAUAGGAUACUAAAAUAUGAGGACAAAAUAAGGUAAUGUCAAUUAGAUUUAUAAUAAACGAUAAACAAUUAGAGAAAUACUGUAGCUAAGCUAUUAUUUGGAUCAAAGGACAAAGAAAUAUUGAGAUUAUAGAAUUAGAUUGAAUAAUAUUCUAAAACAAUAUAGGAAUUGAAGGUAUUAAUAAAUAUAACAAUGGGGUAAGUUUGUCUAUUUGAAAUUCCUGAUUUUGUAAAGGAAAAGGAACAAAAUCUUUUUAAAUUAAUAAAACUCAUAGGAUAAUUGGAAAUGGAACAAGUUGGUAUAAUAGGUGAAUAUUGGCAGAACAUUCUGGAUUCUCGUUUAAUAUCUCAAAUUGAAUAGUAGCAAGUUUACGACUCAGUUAUUAUAACUGAUUAGAAAUAAUAGGAUUAAGGUUAAUAACAAAAGGUCGAAGAGAAGAGUGAGAAUUAAGAAAAUAAGGAAAAUAAGAGCAUGGUAAUAUCAUAAGAAUAGGAAUAAUAGAGUGAAUAAAAUUGAUAAUAUAUUAGUAAUGAAUUUGUGUAUCCUUAA